AUGAAGCUAAUUGUUCGUAGCCUCAUUGAUGCAGAAACACAAUAUUUUGUUGCUGAAAGCACGAAAAGUAUGAAUUUAGUUGACCAUACUCAACAUGACCCCGGCGACGGUCUUUGGAUUGGGUGUGGUAGUGUUUCCAAAGCUGGACGCCUUUGUGAGAGAACCAUCGCAGUUUUUCCGACAUGUGGUGAAACCUAUCCCUCUUUCGUCGUAGAUGACUUGUCCAAAGAUGAACGUUUCAACAACCUUCCAUUUGUCACUGGCGCACCCUUUUUGAAACGAUACAUCGGUGUUCCACUCAUCACUAAAAGAGGAAUACCAAUCGGGAGCCUAUUCGUCGUUGACGACAAGCCCGGAAAUGGUCUGAGUGAAUCAAUCAACCGACUUAUGGGCACUAUGGCCAAGACAGUUAUGAGACAUUUCGAACUAGUUCGAGAAGUAGAAGAACAUCGUCGCGGGAUCAAGAUGAGUCGUGGUCUAGCUUCCUUUGUCGAAGGGAGAGCAGGACUUGCAGAGGGAAUUUUAAGUGAAGAAACCAUAUUGGAUUCCAACAGAAGCUGUCAAUUUGGCUCUGACACAGUGAAUUACAAGGAUGCGAAUAGAGAGAUUGAUAGCAAAAAAACAAGCAAGGUCUCAAAGUUUAGCGCUCAGUCAUCAGCGAAUCCAAAAGAUGAUAGAUUAUCAAAUGACUCUACAGCUCCGUUGGAUGUUUCUUCAGAUGAACUUGAAUACAGCCAAACACAAACUAACAUUCUGGAAAGCAAAGCCGUAGAGGUUGAUGCAUCAAUCCGUCACUCUGUGACCAACGCCUGCACGAACACCCCCCCACCGGGUGACGACUCUGAAGAGACCCAGAUUCGAGCCCUGUUCUCCAGAGCAGCCAAUAUAAUUCAAAAAUCAUUUGAGAUAAAGGGGGGGACGGUUUUCUAUGAUGCUCGGAACGGCUUUAGCGAAACGAUAAGCGGUCCUCACGCUGACGUAAACUCAUCUGUACCACGGAAUGACAGGCAGCACAAGUGUGAUUUUACCACUAUUGCCAGUGAACAAAAAACGGUAGGCGAGUGUAAGCCGGGGGACAUACCGAGCUCAAGUAUAUUUACGUCUUGUCUAAAUUCAAUCGAUGAUACCUCUUCUCAAAUGAGUGAAUACUCUACUUAUAUUAAUGUUACUAGAAAUAGACGAGCGGAGAUUUUAGGAUUCUCAACCCAAAACGCAUCUUCCUUAAAAGGCGAUCCUGUACCUGGAUCACAACAGCUCGAAGCGUUCAGAGACAGAGACCUUCACGCCCUCUUGCGUCUAUACCCUCGCGGAAAACUCUGGACGUUUAGCUCCGAUGGGACCGUCAUUCCUGAUGAAACCCUCGGUACUGAAAAUACAAAUUGCAGCGAGCCAAAGUUGGAAACUGAUUCUACCGAAGUCGAUGACAGUUUUCUAUCUCAAUAUUUCCCUGGAGUACAUCAGCUUCUGUUUGACCCCCUUUGGGACGCCGGUCGAACUCGCUGGCUUAGUUGCUGCUUCACUUGGUCAACCGAUCCAAUGAGGGUUCUAUCGAGACAAAAAGAGCUUUCAUUUAUGACUGCUUUUGGUAAUUCAGUCAUGGCUGAGUGGGCGCGUAUCGACACCGAAAUUGCUGAUCAGAAGAAAAGUGACUUUAUCGGUAGUAUUUCUCACGAGCUACGAUCACCGCUGCAUGGAAUACUAGCCAGUACUGAAUUCCUAGAAGAGGUUACCACAGGAUGGGAGAAACAGUUGGUGGAAACCAUCGAAAGCUGUGGCAGAACCUUAUUAGAUACAAUCAAUCACAUCCUCGAUUUCUCGAAGAUAAAUCACUUUGAAAGCAACUGGCGAAAGUCAAAGAGAGUCAAAUCUCGGGCUGGCCGCUCUGUCAGCGUGAAACAAUCUGAACUUCCCAUGCUCAAACUUUUUCAAGACACUGACAUUUCUAUUAUAUGCGAAGAGGUUAUUGACAGCGUUUUUGCUGGAUAUAUCUUUCAAAAUACCACUGCUCAUUCUUUUGAUCAAAUCUCCGAUACGCAAGGGAAAAUGUCAGAUUCUAGGCUAGCAACUGAUGAUUCAGAAAGGCUCGUGAACUGCCAGAAAGACGCAAAUGGUGUCGUUGUCAUUCUUGAUAUUAAUCCACAAGAUUAUCAAGUCACGACCCAGCCUGGAGCUCUACGCCGAUUGAUAAUGAAUCUGCUAGGGAAUUCGCUAAAAUACACUUCGCAAGGUUACGUCAAGGUUGAACUAGAUUGUUCCGAUAUGGAUGAUCUCGUGACAACUGGACCUCUUGGUGCUGCUGAGUCUGUCCCUCAAUCUAUGCUUACUAUAACAGUCACCGAUACAGGUCGGGGUAUUUCACCUGAAUUUCUGCGCAGUAAACUCUUCACACCGUUUACUCAAGAGAAUACUCUAUCAAGCGGUACUGGACUUGGUCUAUCAAUUGUAAGAGCAAUAGUCUCCCUACUGGAAGGAAGAAUCACUAUUGAUAGCGAACUUGGGAAAGGCACAAAAGUCAAAGUUUGUAUCCCUGUCCUCAGGAGAAUGCCACAGAGUACGGCAAUAUCUGUAGAAAACACUAGACCGAUAAUGAACAAGCCUCAAGACGCUAUAGUUGACCUGAGGAGUCGUGUUGUCGGGUUACCUGUAAAAUUCUACGGAUUCGAUUGCGAUGCCACGGAUACGAUUUUAUCCGAGCAACUUCGACUUCUUAAGGCAUCUAUUAGCAACUUUCUUGUUAAUUGGUAUGGCAUGCGGAUUGUGCCUUGGGAAGAGAAAGCCCAGGUUAUCAUUGCAAAUGUUGAAUCUCUGGCCUCAAUUUCUACCAUUGCUUGCCAAGACGUCAGUAUUCAUAGCAGGGAUCCGUCAAUAAUAGCCCUCUGUUCUCGCUCUCCGGCUACUGAUCGAAUGUUUACUCUUCCUGGAACAAAAUGUAAGAUCGGUUACAUCGUGAAGCCAAUUGGCCCGGUAAAAUUGGCAAAAGUUAUUAGUCAAACACUUGGUGGCGCCCCAGUCCUACAAACUCCAGACUUAGGAUCCUCGAUACUAGAUUUGACUGAUCUUAAUCACGUAUUUGAUGAGCUAUCUGUCAGAGCUAGUGACGACGAACUUUGCCAAAGCAUCAUUGGGCCCAUAGACUUUUUAGAAACAUCUAGGCUUAUUGCACCAAAAAAAAAGCCUAGAUCUACUUCAGCGUGCCGCAAGGAUAAUGCUAGAUUACCGAUGCCAGUUGAAAUCUCUAUAAACGCCUCCCAUUUACAUACGGAUAGUCUCCCAGCAAAGCAAACUAUCGCUUCUAGUCCACCUCAUGUUGUUCCGAGGAUCCUUGUAGUCGAUGAUAAUGAGAUAAACUUACAGCUUCUAAGCACCUAUCUAAGACGACGAGCAUAUCCACAAAUCGAUAAUGCGCACAACGGUCUAGAGGCUGUUCAAAAAUGUGAGGCUAUGGCUAAUAGCUAUGAUAUCAUUUUCAUGGAUCUUACCAUGCCGAUUUUGGAUGGUUUUGGUGCCACACGGAAGAUUCGUGCCAUGGAAGAGCUGAGGCGUAUACACGUCGACCAAGGAGAGGGCCCAUCUUCUUCUGAGUCAUCGAACUCCAAGUCCGGCUUCGUAUCGGCCUUUAUAAUUGCGUUCACGGGCAGAAGUUCUAUAGAAGAUCAAAAUGAGGCUUUAAGUUGUGGCAUUGAUUUGUUUAUGACAAAACCUGUCGCGUUUAAAGAGGUGGGCAAGAUUUGCGACAACUGGAUUGCAAACCAAAUGCAAGCCAAUGCCUAA
Messenger RNA from Blumeria graminis f. sp. triticale, 3771 nucleotides. NCBI's taxonomy places the organism in Eukaryota, Fungi, Ascomycota, Leotiomycetes, Helotiales, Erysiphaceae. The record is from the annotation of a GenBank genome assembly.